Molecule: messenger RNA, 1407 nt
Organism: Lindgomyces ingoldianus
Lineage: Eukaryota; Fungi; Ascomycota; Dothideomycetes; Pleosporales; Lindgomycetaceae
Exons: 2
Coding region: 78-1223 (381 amino acids)
Source: RefSeq, a predicted model, not a curated record
AGCACCCUUCACCCUUCAACCCUUCAUCUCUAUUCCUCAUCACUCCUCUGCGAAUCGUACGCGCUUUUAAACUACGAAUGAGUUCUCUUUUUCCUGAUUAUCAAGCUUUCCAGCUUCUUGCCCUGGAACUUCAGCAUCGCCUCGACUCAUCCUUCAUCCUGUUGAACAAAGAAUACGACCCCGAACCCUGCUGCGAAGCUAAUUCACGGAGAUAUUUCGGUUUCACAAAACUCUUCUUCGAGGAAUCUAGCGAUUGGGUGUGGUCCCUUCUCGCGCGUCCAAGUGGUGGCGCCGCUGAAGGCCCUUCCAUUUUGACAGAGUCCACCCGACUGUCAGCUUUAGAAAGAUUACCCAAUGAGCUGGUGGAUAUUAUCUUCGAUGAGCUGUCAAUGGAUAAGAGGCACGCAGUAGGCCUGGCACUAUGCUCGAAAUAUCUCUGGAACUUGCUCAUUAGAAGGAUUCGCUCGCAAUAUCUCAGAUCGGCGGCACCUUGGGCUGGUAAAAAAGUUUUAGUGCUGGGCAGUCAAACUUCUCAUCUUCCACCAGCAUUUGCAGAACUUGAAACCUAUAACACCUUGAAGUUAAGAAAUGUAAAGAGUCCGCCGUCGGCGAAUCACAGAUCAUUUCGCCUUUUUGAAGAAUUGAUACAGCUAGAUUUCAGCGUUCCUCCCAUAAUGCAUGCCCAGGAAGCGGAAUGGAAGAAGGCAAUAGGGCUCCACUUACCCCGAAAGCCACGCAAUUGGCUUCCCGAUUAUAGCGAAAUUUACGAGUUCGGGCACCUCUCCAUCUUUUGUCUCUUUCCUCAGGACCGUACAUGGAUUCUUAGAAACCUCACAGUCCACAAAUUUGUCUCUUCAAACUAUUUGACAACGCAUAACCUCCGCUAUGCAGGUCUACAUCCCUAUUUUACUUUCCACCAUAUUCUUCUUUCGAGAAUUUGUUGGUCCAGCAUCCCGGAUUCGAUCGACCGGGCAUUGAGCUACAAUAAUGCAAAUAUUCAUCAUGGAAUCUGGGCUGGGCAUUCAUUUGACAUUGUUACCCAAGAGGAACAUGAUGAGACCUGUGGACAAGAGUAUUGGGAGAAUGCUAGUGAAGAAGCCCUGGCACAUGUAGUUCAUAUCUGGAGGAUGGCGACGGAUCACUUACCGUAUUUUCGGCGACGAUACGGGAGGAUCAAGAAUCGCAUUUCAAGCUCUUCGAAAACGGUUGAAUCUGAAGAUUGACCCUCCUGCAAGCUUGUUCAGCUGAAGAAGAUGUGCAAUCUCGUAUGAGGUUCAUAAUCGCCCAUGAUGUUGAAGGUCGUCCCCAAUUCUCGUGCCACAAAGCUUCUUGUCCUCACUGUUUAUUGCCCUUAUUAUGUAGGAGGUUCUAUCUUUGCUAUGUUCAGCAGGGCUGAUAUCCUCUAAG